AUGGAACGUAUCGCUAUCGAUAAUUCUGGUACUCUUAGAUCAUUUUAUGAUGGAUGUCAAGAUAUUAUAAGAGGAAAAUUAAUUGGCAACUUCAUAACACAAUCUACUUCAUGUGAAGAACAACCAACAUGCUUAUUAAUCAAGGGUCGUACGCCUGAAAGUCAAAAUCUACUCGCGAAAAUAAACAUCGACUGGGAGUUACGAUUGAGUAUUUACCUAAAACUGGUUCCAGUAAGUGGAAUCGCUUCUUUGAUUAAUUAUCCUCGAAGAAUUGAUAAAAAUACUCGUUUCUUAUAUUUUCACCAAAAAACUUACACAGAAUCGUGUCAUGACAGCUUUAACGAUUCAGAAACACCAUCGUUUUCUAAAACAUGUGCUACACAUAUUAUAACUGAAAUCAACUGGGGUAUGAAUAUUAUAAUUGUUCUACAAUUAGCACCUGAUCAAGCAAUAAAGAUUGACCCCAUACUUGAAAAAAUAACUCUCUCUUUAAUAAAUGAUACACGUGCGAUGAGGAUGAAGCAAGAUGAAAAAGAUUUAUGUGAAACUGUCAUAUCAAUCACAGUCUAUGCAAAUAUAGAUGAAUUUACUAAAUUAACCAAAUUAGAAGAUGUUUAUCGGGAAAUAUUCAAAUUAAAGAAGGUUCGAAAUGAACAUCAACGUUUAAGCUACAUUCUCUUUCCGAUCAGAACUUUAUAUCCUCAGUGUACUGAAAAUAAUCUAACAUUUAUGUGUAUUGAUCAGUCCGUUGCGGAAUCGUUAGAAGUCUAUUUACUUCAAAAAUGCAAUGAACUAAAACUAUUACGUUUUCGCCUUAACCAUGAUUUACCUAAUUUGUUACAAGGUAAACUAGAAGAACAAUUAAAAGAGUCUCAUACAUGUCUCGGACAAAUAGAUGAAAUUCAUGAGCAACAACUUCAACAAAUUCGUGAGUUAGUUAUAAAAAUUCGCAAAGAAAUCAAUAUACAAAAUUCGAUUGAUAAAAUAACGGAAUUAUAUUCCCAAACGACAGUCAGUAAUUCUCUACAAAAAUUAACUAACAUUCUCGAUGAAUUGAAAACGAAAGGCAAACUCAUUACAAAAUUACAAAAAAAUGGAUUUGAAUACUGCAAUGUUGCAGAUUUAGGCAUUCGUAAUGGAUUAGCAGACAGUCAAAUUAUUGAUAUACUUUUUGGCAAUGAUUCUCAAAAAGCUUUAUUGUUUUCAAAUGAUACAUUUAGAAAUGAUGAUCAGAAAAAUUGGACUAUAUUAUAUUCUCAAAUGAUCGAGGAAAGCAAAAAUAAUCCUC
Molecule: messenger RNA, 1288 nt
Organism: Rotaria sp. Silwood2
Lineage: Eukaryota; Metazoa; Rotifera; Eurotatoria; Philodinida; Philodinidae
Source: the annotation of a GenBank genome assembly